Molecule: messenger RNA, 484 nt
Organism: Clunio marinus
Lineage: Eukaryota; Metazoa; Arthropoda; Insecta; Diptera; Chironomidae
Source: the annotation of a GenBank genome assembly
AUGAAGAAUCGUUUCAGAAUUUAUUUGGCUGCAAUUGUUUGUUUGAUUUUGUUGAAAAAUGUUUCAACACAAGAACCUGAACCUGAAUCAGAAGGUUCAACUGAAACAAACGUUGACGAUCAAUCAUGCGAUAAUGGCUCAGGAACUUGCGUAGACGAAUGCGAUGCAUCUUUUAUGAUUACUGAUACUGGUUGCGAAUCAGGAAAAGCUUGCUGUGCAAACAAAUGCAAUUUUUUUGUCGGAGUUAAGGGAUUUAACGGGAUUUGUCGACCUGAAAGUGAAUGCAACUCCAACUUUCCUGGUUUACCGUUUUGGAAAGGCAACUGUAGAGAAGGAGAAAAAUGCUGUGACAUGAUUUCCAAAAUAACAUUACCCACGCCAUGAAUAAUGUCAAACUAAAUCAUUUCUUUCUUUUUUAUGUCAAUCUUCAAAAAAGGGAGUCAUAAAAAAAACAAAAACAAAUAUUUAAAGGAAUUGCUUAACG